Molecule: messenger RNA, 1642 nt
Organism: Neltuma alba
Lineage: Eukaryota; Viridiplantae; Streptophyta; Magnoliopsida; Fabales; Fabaceae
Product: vacuolar cation/proton exchanger 3-like
Exons: 12
Coding region: 305-1642 (445 amino acids)
Biological process (GO): intracellular calcium ion homeostasis; calcium ion transmembrane transport
Cellular component (GO): plant-type vacuole membrane
Molecular function (GO): calcium:proton antiporter activity
Source: RefSeq, a predicted model, not a curated record
CCCUGGCGACUUCUCACGUAGUGGUGGCCGUACAGGUGGAUGCUCCUAUAUCACCGCCAUCUUCCUUCCUCCUUUCUUCUUCUUAGUAUCUCUCUCGCAGAGACGAUCCUGACACACUAACUUCUCUAACUGACGGGGCAUGAGAGAGAUACAGCAAGCAGAGCCCACAGAUACUCUUUGUGCAGCAGAGACUAGAGCUGGCUCACUGGAUUUGUCUCUUCUUUUCUCCCUUAUCUCGGAUUUCUCGCCAGAGUUGGAUCCAUCUUGAAGAUCUUCCCUCUUCAAAUCCAAUAUUUUUUCCCAGAUGGGGUCUGUAGAGAAGGUAGACCUUGAUUUUGAUGAGGAGGUCCCUUUUAGCUCCUCAACAAACCCGGGGAAAGUCCAUGCUUUUCAAUCUGAGACAACUAAUAAUAUGCUUUCUUCCGUAAAUUUGGCCAGCUCAUCCAUCUUCAAGCAAGUGGGGAUAAAACCCAUCAGGAGCAUAUACAUUGUCUUAAUUAAAGCGAAGAUCAACAUGUUGCUACCUUUUGGUCCCUUAGCCAUAUUGCUACAUUAUCUAACAGGAAAACAUGGAUGGGUGUUCUUCUUCGCCUUACUGGGUAUUACUCCUCUGGCGGAACGUCUGGGUUAUGCUACUGAGCAGCUUGCAUUUUUCACAGGACCAACAGUUGGGGGUUUGCUAAAUGCCACAUUUGGAAAUGCAACUGAAAUGAUUAUAUCAAUUUAUGCUUUGAAAAAUGGGAUGAUUAGGGUUGUUCAGCAAUCUUUACUGGGUUCAAUCUUGUCAAAUAUGCUUCUUGUUCUGGGAUGUGCAUUCUUUACCGGUGGGAUUGUCCACUACGAAAAGGUUCAGGUUUUUGACAAGGCACCUGCUGUUGUGAAUUCGGGAUUGCUAUUGAUGGCUGUAAUGGGAAUACUGUUCCCUGCCGUCCUUCACUUUACUCACUCAGAGGUUCACUUUGGCAAGUCAGAGCUUGCUCUAUCCAGAUUUAGUAGCUGUAUAAUGCUAAUAGCAUAUGCUAGCUACCUUUUCUUUCAACUAAGAAGUCAUCACAAUAAUUAUAGUUCACUUGAAGAGGAAGGAGAUGGUAAUGAAAAUCCUGAUGAGGAAGAAGAAUGUGAAUUAACAAAAUGGGAGGCGAUAGGCUGGCUUGCUAUUUUGACAGCAUGGGUUUCUAUUUUGUCUGGAUAUCUUGUUGAUGCCAUAGAGGGGGCAUCUGAGUCAUGGAAUAUACCAGUGGCAUUUAUAAGUGUCAUAUUGCUUCCAAUUGUAGGAAAUGCUGCAGAGCACGCAAGUGCUAUCAUGUUUGCCAUGAAGGACAAGCUUGAUAUUACACUUGGAGUUGCUAUUGGAUCAUCUACUCAGAUAUCUAUGUUUGUGAUCCCCUUUUGUGUGGUAGUUGGGUGGUGCAUGGGAAAACCAAUGGACUUGAAUUUCCAACUCUUUGAGACUGCUACACUUUUCAUCACCGUGCUUGUUGUCGCAUUUAUGUCGCAGGAUGGGACCUCUAAUUAUUUUAAAGGCUUGAUGCUUAUUCUAUGCUAUCUCAUUGUUGCGGCCAGUUUCUUCGUACACAUGGACCCCAAAAACUCCAAAAACACAUUCGCUGACAUUGUGCUUGCGGAAUCUGCCAACAGGUGA